CAGUAUCAUUUCCUGAACACUGGACUCUUCAUGGGAAGUCCUGCCCCCAGAGUAAAUAACACACACACACACACAGGCAGCAAAGCUUGUAGAUCAUCAAAUCAACUUCUCACACGGAUCUACAGGGACAUCGAGCACCAGAAAAAUAGAGAUUACAUUUAUUUAAAAACACCAGGGAUACCAUGGUUCGAACAUUGAACAAUAUGGCGGAGCUGAGAGGUUCUAGGUUUGGUCGUCCCUGGCCGAGGCACGGACUCAAGCUCCUUUUCUGGUUCGCCAACGAUUACAUCGUCUUUGACGACGACAACCAGAUGUUUGCAAAUUACGACCCCGAAGAGGGAGACUUCGGUUUCCAUCACUUCCGCAACAGACUUGAGUGUGAAAACAAUGUCUGCAAGAGGCUGCUUCCUGAUGAUGGCUACCCAUUCUAUGAGGUGGGCAACCUCCACCUCACAGCAUCUGAUUCCAUGCCUAAUUAUGUCAGGCAGUACAACACUGGUAACAUAGAUACCAGCAACAUGGACCGUCUCAUCAUCAGUAUGCGUCCAGACAUGACAGUGGAUAAGGUCUAUGUGACCCAGCACGAGGACCUGAGGAACUUCGACCCGGUCAACACCUAUUGCAUCAGCAGGGGGUUGCUCAUGAUCAUGUGCGGCCAUUCAUCCGCGGACAUGUCAUUGGGGUACUUCCUGGAACAGGCGGGCUAUUCCACCCACGAACCAAUUUCAAUUAUGUAUCAGGGCAUCGCCCCCAGGGAGUCUAGGGAUACCAAGAUUAAUAUAGAAGUUGAAUCCAGAGCUCCGCCCAGAGCUGCACCAGGCUUCUGGGAAAGCUACUGUACCAUACUGUAACCAGGCUUCUGGGAAAGCUACUGUACCAUACUGUAACCAGGCUUCUGGGAAAGCUACUGUACCAUACAGUAACCAGGCUUCUGGGAAAGCUACUAUACCAUACUGUAGAUCAGUGUCCUUUAGUCCUGGUUCUGGGGACCCUGAAGGGGGGAACUUUUUAGUUUCUUGCCCCAGCACAUUGCAGUUCAUUAUGGUAUGUUAAUUUUCACUAAUACAUUUAGUCGUUUAUCAGACACUCUUAUCCAGAGUGAGUUCAGUGCAUUAAACUAAAGGCAGAUAAACAACAACAUCCUGUAUCACAUAGGAAGUCAACUGUUUCUGUUACCAUUACUGAGAGGGUUGUUGCUGUUGGGGUCUGCUAUUGGCUAAUGUACUUCUGUAUGUUAAAAUACAAAAUACAUGCAUUUUAAUUAAAUACAUGAAAAUACA
This is a messenger RNA of Oncorhynchus kisutch (coho salmon), 1280 nucleotides long. RefSeq lists its product as uncharacterized. Lineage: Eukaryota; Metazoa; Chordata; Actinopteri; Salmoniformes; Salmonidae. The transcript has 2 exons. The record is from RefSeq and is a predicted model, not a curated record. The coding region runs from base 183 to 851 and encodes 222 amino acids.